Brachypodium distachyon (stiff brome) is the source of this 1030-nucleotide messenger RNA. Its product is annotated as protein DMP2. The transcript has a single exon. The record is from RefSeq and is a predicted model, not a curated record. Lineage: Eukaryota; Viridiplantae; Streptophyta; Magnoliopsida; Poales; Poaceae. Gene Ontology annotation, biological process: endomembrane system organization. Bases 204 to 842 code for a protein of 212 amino acids.
UGUCACAUUUUGAAUAACUCCAGUUUGCAGGCUGAACAAGCUACGUACAGUUUUCUCUCAGAUUAACUGAUUAAGCAAUCUGUUUCCCAAAGCCCCCAUGGAUCUGUUGUACGCCCAAGUGUCCGGCCGGCCCUAUAAAUACACAAGAGCUAAGCUUUUGACUUUGGCGAGGGAUCGAGAUCGAGCUGGCUUAUAGUUAGCUGAUGGCAGCAGCAGCUGCAGCGACCACAGGCCCGGCGCCGGCGCCCACGGCGAGCACCGCCAGCAAGGUGGGCGCCAUGGCGGACACGACGUUCGGGAGCAUCGGCGACGUGCUGAAGCUGCUGCCGACGUCGACGGUGAUCGUGUACGAGGUGCUGAACCCGAUCGUGACCAACGCCGGCGCGUGCGGCGUGGGGAACAGGGCGGCCACCGCCGUGCUCCUCGCGCUCUGCGCCGCGUCCUGUGCCUUCUCGGCCUUCACCGACAGCUACGCCGGCGCCGACGGGAAGCCCCGGUACGGCCUCGUCACGGCCAGGGGCCUCCUGCCGUUUGCCGCUGGCGGAGGAGACGACGGUACUGGGAGGGACUUCUCCAGGUACCGGCUGCGGCUGGCGGACUUCGCGCACGCGGCCUUCUCCGUGGUCGUGUUCGCGGCGGUGGCGCUGCUGGCCGACGCCAACACGGUGGCGUGCUUCUACCCGGCGCUCAGGGCGCAGCAGAAGCAGCUGGUCAUGGCGCUGCCCGUCGUCAUCGGCGCCCUCGCCAGUGGCUUCUUUGUCGUGUUCCCCUCCAGGCGCCACGGGAUCGGGUACCCGCCGGCCAAGCCUGCCGCGAUCUCGUUGGCGUCGCAGACUAGCUAGCUAGCUUGUCCGGUGACCUCGGACCGCUGUUGGGCUUCAAUUCGUGUACAUGUUUGUGCUUUGUACAUACGCCUCGUGGACGUACGUGUGAUCUUAUAAUUGCCGGUUUUCGGAGUGCAUAUGUGAUCUGUUGAUCGAUUUUUUCAACAUAUUUUGUUGUGGCCAAGGGGGACAAGAGCCAAACGUUA